AAAUUAUCUUUGCAAGUCACAAGCACGAUUUUCCCCCACGUCGGGUUCCAUGUGGGCAAUAUUAGUUCCAGUAAAUUAAUAAAUAUUGCACAAAAAAUGGGAAAAAUUGCAAAUGAGUCAACUUCUAAAACGGGGGUGGUAUUAAUUCUCCUAAUUUUGGGGUUGGGAUUUGAAAUUGAGAGUGUUGAGGGUCGGAACAUCUUGGCCGUGGAGUUUUUCGGGAGUAAAAGCCAUGUAAUUACGUAUCUUCCCUUGCUCGAGGAAUUGGCAAGGAAAGGAGACAAGGUAACACUCCUCAGCCCCACCAAAGGCCUCUCAAAACACCCCAACAUCACCGAAAUCUUCACCUUCGGCUCCGACGAAAUCUGGUCCGACAACAACAUCGAUUUAUUCGCGAUGCGCGAGCGAAACGAAGAAAUCAACCCGUGGACCAUGUUGACCCAAGUUGUGCCGAAAUAUUGCCGAGAAGUGUACGACCGCGCCGACGUUAAAGCCUUAUACGCCACCGAUUUCGACUUGAUCCUAAUCCAACCGCUCUUUAACGACUGCGCGCUCGGACUUGUGCACAAAAUCAUGUCGAAAAAUGGGAAAUCAAAGACACCGCUUGUCCUGUUCUCGCCGACCAGCGCGCCGAAUUUUUUGGUCGAAAAACUUGGCGGGAAUCACCCCAGCUCGUUCGUUUCGAACACGUUUAUCAACCUCGGAGACGAUAUGACGUUUUCCGAGAGGUUUUUGAACUUUGGGAUGAACGUGCUGUUCGACGGGCUUUAUUCAUUUUACUAUCUGCCCGUGAUGGAGGAGCUGUACAGGGAGAAGGUCGGGAGUGAUGCGCCCGGAGCGGGGGAAAUUUUGGGGAGAGCGUCGAUGAUUUUGUCGAACGGGCAUUUUUCGGUGAGUCGGCCGAAACCGAAUCUUCCGGAUGUCGUGGAUGUGGGUGGGAUUCAUUCGAGGAAGGCGAAACCACUGCCGAAGGAUUUGGAAGACUUCAUUUCCUCUGGAAACAGUGACGCGGGUUUCAUCCUCUUCUCCCUGGGAACUUACCUCCGCUCGGAUUUAAUGUCCCCCGAAAAACGAGCCAUUUUCCUCAACGUGUUUAGCCGUUUGAAGCAGAAAGUGAUUUGGAAGUAUGAAACGGACGAUAUUCCGAACCUGCCAAAGAACGUGCUUCUGAGCAAAUGGUUGCCCCAGCAGGACCUCCUCGGGCACGGGAAGAUCCGACUGUUCAUGACGCACUGCGGGGGUGGGGGGACGGAGGAGGCCAUCUUCCACGGGGUGCCCCUCCUGGGGAUGCCCUUCUUCGGAGACCAGCCCCUCAACGCGCAGGCCGCCGAGAAGCACGGCUACCUCGUCAGGCUCGACUGGAACGAUUUGACGGAAGAAAGCCUCACCAACGCGAUCAAUGAAGCCAUCAAUAAUCCAAAAUAUCGUGAAAACGUGCAACGUUUAUCAACCGUUUUCCGUGACCAGAUCGACAAUCCGUUAGACAGGGGCGUGUUUUGGUUGGAGUACGUCAUGCGACACAAAGGCGCGCCACAUUUGCGGUCACCAGCGCGAAAUCUGUCUUCAAUUCAGUACCACUCCCUCGACGUGAUUGCUGCCUAUUUGGCCAUCAUUAUAGGAACGCUUUACGUACUCUACGCCAUCUUGCGAUGGAUUCUACGCUGCUGCUGCGGAUCUACCGCGACAAAGACAAAAUUUUCCGCGAAAACUGUUCGCAAGCAUAAAAAACAGUAGAUAAUUAAGCAGUAUAAUAAGUCCUUAUCAAGGCUAAAUUUAAAUAAAUUAUUAACAAAAUUGCUAUCUAUUAUUAUUAAAUUUAUUAAAUAAGAGGAGAAUUUUCAGAUCGUAUUAAAUAGAUAUGUGUUGAUUAAACAAAAUUAAUUAUGCGGACAAGAUCUUACAAAUAAAUGGGCGGACAAUGAAAGAAUUUUAAAGAUA
Molecule: messenger RNA, 1938 nt
Organism: Folsomia candida
Lineage: Eukaryota; Metazoa; Arthropoda; Collembola; Entomobryomorpha; Isotomidae
Product: UDP-glucuronosyltransferase 2C1
Exons: 5
Coding region: 97-1734 (545 amino acids)
Molecular function (GO): UDP-glycosyltransferase activity
Source: RefSeq, a predicted model, not a curated record